Messenger RNA from Vitis riparia (riverbank grape), 1254 nucleotides. RefSeq lists its product as uncharacterized. The transcript is spliced from 3 exons. Bases 674 to 1111 code for a protein of 145 amino acids. The record is from RefSeq and is a predicted model, not a curated record. NCBI's taxonomy places the organism in Eukaryota, Viridiplantae, Streptophyta, Magnoliopsida, Vitales, Vitaceae.
AUGUGAGUAUAUGAGAUAUGUCGGCCUUUCUAUGAUGACACCCAAAUGGGUUGAGUAGUAGUGCAUACAACAAAAUAUACAAGAUCCUCCAAUUUAGGCUAAUGGAUUGAUUGGUGCUAGGAGAAGGCUCAAGGGGGUCAAGGAUCUAGGAGUCUCAAUGGUGUUUCAAAAGUGACCACUUUUAAAAGCAAGCAUAGGCCAGACUUGGCCUUGGCUGUCCAGACAGGAAGGGCCAUUCUUUUGAUUUCUUUUAAGCUUGCUUCUUCAGACAAGGUAUAGUAUCUAUUAAGUUAGGCAUCAAGAUGAUGCACACCAAAACAUAAAAGAGAGUGUACUACUGGUAUUAUCAUGUAACUGUCUUUUACAUUUUUCUAUUGUGUAUAAAGCUAGAUGGAGGUGAGCCACAAUUCUUUAAAUAAUGCUUGGAGAUAUGUGGGUGUCUUGUUCUUCCAUGGCAAGUAAGCCAUAGAGUACAGAGAAAAAAGAGACUAAAAAAUUGGUGUUCCUGCUUCUCAGGACCACAUCCAAAUGCCUUACAGCUUCUCCUAAGAGCAGGGCUGAUGGACCUAAAACAACUAAUAGCUGCUGCAAUUUUCAGUUAGCUUAGCUCCAAGAACCUUACUGACUACUCACAGUACUCACCCCCCCAGCUGUAUCUUCCCAGAAGGCAACCAUGAAUGAGUAUGAUUCUGAAAGAUCAAAGCCCUGGAACAUCUACACCAGCUCAAACCCGAGCCCGUCUCAGCCAGGAAUCGACAGGGAAGCUCCAUGGAAGAACUUUGGAACAUCCAUGAAUGCCAUUUCCUUUGGAUUCGUUGCUACCGCAAUCUUAAUUUCAAUGUUCCUUAUCAUGGCCAUCUUCGAACAUUUGUUCAGGCCCACAGCUUCAUUCUCCUCGCCUCAGGACAUGAACAGUGGUGGGUCUUUGGAAUCAGGAUCGAUCCAUAAACUCAGAAACCUAGAAGCAGUGUCGACAUCGUAUUCAUCGGAUUUUUCGGUAUUGAUGCCAGGGGAGAGGUACCCAACCCACAUUGCCCAACCAGCUCCCCUGCCAUGCCCAAGAGAAGGAGUGUAUUGGCCUCAACAUGAACAUAAUUUUGUAUUUGCUUAGACUAUAUGAUACUUGAAUUUCAAGCAUAUCAAUGUGAAUGUAUCUAUUUUUCACAAACGGGUCAAGCUUAUACUCACUCUUCUUGAGUGCUUGCUCCCUUUCAAUUUUACAAGAUAUUUUAUCCCAUCAUACCCAACUUUAAA